Messenger RNA from Dicrocoelium dendriticum, 3330 nucleotides. The record is from the annotation of a GenBank genome assembly. Lineage: Eukaryota; Metazoa; Platyhelminthes; Trematoda; Plagiorchiida; Dicrocoeliidae.
AUUAACUUGUCGAAUGAACUCAGUGCUUCGACAAGUUCAAAUGUGGAAAUAGAGUGCAUUUCUCCUCCUCUAGUGAUAUGAGCAGAGAGACCUAUGUCACGCUCGCCACCUGUGACACCUACUGCGUCGGAGCGCUGGUGUUGGGUGCAUCGCUCAGGCAGGUGCAGACGGCAAAACAGCUUACAAUCAUGGUGACCGCAAAUGUUAAUGAAAAAUGGAGACAGAUAUUAAGAAACACAUACGAUAACAUAGUUGAAGUGACUGACAUACGGAAUCGGUUUCCGUUAGCUUUUUACCCUGCAGAAAAGAAUGCAUGUUUCACAGAUUUUACAAAAAUUCAUUGCUGGAAUCUUGUUCAAUUUUCUAAAGCCGUUUACCUUGAUGCAGACACAAUGGUUCUUUACAACGUUGAUGAAUUGUUUGAGAGGGAGGAGCUGAGCGCCGCUCCAGAUCCAUCCUGGCCGGAUUGUUUCAACUCCGGCGUGUUUGUAUUCCAACCAAGCGUGGAUACAUUCCAAUCCUUGGAAAAAAUGGCAUCGGAAACCGGAAGCUUUGACGGCCGCGAUCAAGGGUUACUGAACACUUAUUUCUCUGAUUGGAUGAAUCGAGGAAGCAUGCGCCGUCUCCCCUACAUAUACAACUGUAUAUGUCGUAUCACAGAUGAACCUGUGCUGGAAUUCUACACAAGCCCUCCGGCGUGGGUACACUUUGGCGGCUCCAUUAGGGUGGCUCAUUUUGCCGGUCCAAUCAAGCCAUGGCACCGUCCUUCUGCAGCAAAGAAUUGCACCGCAACUGCCUGCACUGCGCUUCUGGCGGCCAGUCCUAACCGACGGUCAAUCUCCAGAACGUCGGGGAUGCUUGCCUACUGGUGGUCCUUAUUCCUCGUAUUCGUUCGUCCCCAUCUAACUUCUGAUAUGAUGCUUUUAAGCGCUCAGUCACCAUCUGGGGGAGAUUUCAUCUAUCCAUACAAACAGAACGGUAGCGCAGUCUGCGUGCCCUCAUCAGAUCAGACUUCAUACGCACCUUACCGUCCAUCAUUUAGCCAGUAUUACGCGCAAGACCCCGCGAGGUCUUUACCUUUGGACCCACAGGCUUUGAUACCCUAUCACCCGGAAUUUCAUGAAACUCGCUGGGAUUAUUUACAUCCGCGUCAGCGCAUUGAUUUAGAUAAUCGAUUCUUAGAGGAGCACUAUGUUCAAAAAACGGUUCACGUGCCAUUGCAGGCACUGUGCUCUUCACAGCGCGUACCACCAGGCAUCUCAGUGCAUGCUAGGCCACCACAGCAAGCAGCACAGAUACUGGAAGUGCCUCAUUCUUCAGACACUCCAUCGAUACCAACAAGUGGGCAGACAACAAUUCCGUGGACAGUGCUGACGCCGUCGAAACCUUCUACCGUAUCUGCCCCACCAUGCUUCGAAAGACAUGGCCUUCAGACUGAAGAUGUGGUACCUCAGCAAAUCGUUAAGUUGGAUCUACGUGGUCGGAGUCUCUCGGGAUCAGAUGAUAUGAUUCAGGGGCAAAUUUCCGCAGCUAAUUCACUGACAACACCUCCAUUAUAUACUAACUUCUCUCUAGACUGUCACAAAUGUCGAAAAGAGUUAGCCGAAGCUACUGGUAAGCAGGAUGCCUCAGCGAAAUUCACACACCGUGAACCCGAUAAACUCUUGUCUUUGCGACCAAGUGCACGGGUAAUCAGAAGAUCAAGAAAAGGUGUCAGUCAUCCGUCGGGAGAGCUGGAGACGUUCCGAGGUCGUUCAACAAUUUCCUCAGGACGUCCUGAUGGAAGACACAAGUCAACCUUAGGGUCUGUGACCAAAGGUUAUGAGCUGACCGUGAACAAAAAUAUGUCAUUAACUCUUGAUGGGCCAUCUGGAUCAAGCUCAGUCACCGCAUUCGGGGAGCAUAAGUUGGACGGAAACCUCCGAAAGGAUGCAAACACCGUCAGUGCUCGCCAAUGGAGCUCAGGUUGGACAGUAGGAGUUGGUGGCAGACCAGCACCCAAGUCCGCUCAUGCACCAGAAUCCGGUAUUCAGGAAGUACUUGACUUGGCGCUACUCACCACGACUAAGCAAGGAGAUACGUUACAUUUUCGUGAUAAGGCGAUCAGGAUGAAGGCUAGGGCGCGUAAAGCAUUUCCUUUGUUAGUUUCCAAACAGCAGUCACCUUCAUGGGAUCACAUUUCUCUUGGGCUCCGGAAAUCCAGAUCAACUCCUGGUGAUCUCCGGCGAGUUGGUGCUUUGAUUGAUGUGGAGGCGUUGCGACAUCCACCAGACAUUCAACGACAAUACGAUAUUCACAACAGACCCAUUAGUGAUUCAUACUUUGGACCCAACUCUUUACUGAGGCGAUCCAGAAGACGAACUAUCGCUCAACUCAGAAAAGUCAGAGAUAAGCGUCGCGAACACCGUUUCGAUGUGUGUAUGGCUGCAUCAUCCUGGGAGAACAUUGGGCGGGUGAAUGAGUUGCGUGAGCUAUUCGCUUCGGCACGACCAAACACGAUUGCAGCUGUCGGGAAUCUGGGACAGCAGAAGCUCCAAAGCAAAUUGUGUAUUCGCCAUGAAAGAAGUGAGCUGGAACGAAUGUACGCAUGGGAGAGGGGUGAAAUCGAUUACACUGGAGUGGACCGAUUUGCAAACAUUUUGGAAAAGUUAUGCGAUACCAUGACCAAGGCCGGUGGUGGCUCCAAUCUGCCCAUUGGUCUCGACAUCGGGCGAUGACUCUACAUACGGGAACAUGGCAUACUUGCUUUACCACCUCGGCACACAACAGAUGUGAAAAGCAAAUAAUCUUCCGGCCAUGUGGUACCUGUCUUCUUCUCCUUCCAUUUUUGACAAUACCUAACACAAGCCUUGGAUACCCAAUUGAUUCGAUUGACUACGAUUCGUGCACCACUCUACCCCAGGCACUGCAAGAAUGUACCAAUAAUAUGUUCCACGACGUUGCUCACCGAAAGAGCAACGGUCCAUUGAAUGCUCAUUUAAUUGCUGACAUGCAACCGACCGUCUUCUGAAGACCAUUUCGGACAUUGCCCAAACGACCAGCGCUACCUUGUCAACCUGCGCAAAUUUUCCAUCAUCCAAUUUUGCCAUAUUUACACUGAUUUCAGCCUUUGAACACCUUUGGCCUACGUUUUUUCUAACCUUUCAAAUUGCUUUCACUGAUUUGCUCAGUAUGCUUUAAAGAGGAAAUAUUUUGCAAGAUAGCCGUUUACUUUUGUAAUGUCUUCUUUCAUAGGGUUAACAAAGUGUGUAAUUAUUCCUUUUGGGGUGACCAAAUUGGUGCUGAAAGUACCUGCUUACAGAGGCAUCCUGUGACCUUCCUUCCCUUUUU